Coccidioides posadasii C735 delta SOWgp is the source of this 1230-nucleotide messenger RNA. It is a transcript of the gene CEG1, whose product is annotated as Dcp1p-Dcp2p decapping enzyme complex alpha subunit. NCBI's taxonomy places the organism in Eukaryota, Fungi, Ascomycota, Eurotiomycetes, Onygenales, Onygenaceae. Gene Ontology annotation, cellular component: mRNA capping enzyme complex. The record is from RefSeq and is a predicted model, not a curated record. Gene Ontology annotation, molecular function: ATP binding; mRNA guanylyltransferase activity. Gene Ontology annotation, biological process: 7-methylguanosine mRNA capping.
AUGGCCAACACGGUCCCCGACCUCGACUCGGUGGGCAUAAAGGCAGAACCCGAGCUUGCAGACCAAUUCCGUCGUGAAGUCGCACACCUCCUCGGCCGUUCCUCUCUUAAUUUCCCCGGCGCACAACCCGUCAGUUUCUCGUCGCGGCACCUCCUAGAGCUACAAAAACAAGACUACUAUGUCUGCGAGAAGACGGACGGCAUACGGUGUCUUAUGUACUUUGCGCGAGGAGACCCGGAUUCAGACACGCCCGAAAUACACUACUUGAUCGAUCGGAAGAACGACUAUCGUUACGUUCCGGGCUUACACUUUCCUAUGCCGGACGAUGAGUCGUUUCAGAGCUUUCAUGUGGAUACAAUUGUGGAUGGGGAGUUGGUGAAUGAUAUAUACGAGGACGGGACGGAGCAGCUGAAGUUCUACGUCUUUGAUUGUUUGGUGCUGGAUGGCACGAGUUUGAUGCAUCGCACGCUGGAUAAGAGACUGGCAUAUUUUAAGGAGAAGGUAUUGAAGCCGUACAAUGCAAUGUAUAAGAAGUUUCCGGAGGAAAGGCAGCACCGGGCGUUUGCCGUUGAGGACAAGUCGACACAGUUCAGCUAUGGCAUUGAGAUGAUGUUCCGGGACAUUAUACCAAAAGUCAAGAAGAUUCACGGAAACGAUGGGCUGAUAUUUACGUGUCGAGGCACUCCAUAUAAGAUUGGAACGGACGAGCAUAUUUUAAAGUGGAAGCCUCCGGAGGAAAACAGCAUUGAUUUUCGCAUGCGACUGGAAUUUCCGAUGGUAGAACCGGACUCUGAAGAUGAAUCCGCAGGGGUAACGGAAGCAUAUCCGGAUUACGAUGCUAUCCCGAUAUGUCAUCUCUUCGUCUUCUACAGACAAAACGAUUACCGUCAUUUCGGCCUCAUGCACCUUGAAGAGUCCGAAUGGGACGAACUCAAAGCUCUACAGAAACCUCUUGACGAUACGAUUGUCGAGUGCUACCGUGACGAGCAUGGCCGCUGGCGUUUCCUCCGAUUCCGCGAAGAUAAAACUGAUGCGAAUCAUAUCUCUACUGUGGAGAAGGUCCUUGAGAGUAUCGAGGACCGGGUGACGGAGGAAGAUUUGAUUCGAGCGGCGCCGGCAAUCAAAACUGCGUGGAAAAAGCGACAGGCUGAUGAAGAGGCGGCCAGGAGGAAACCAAACGGUGUUCCUCAUCCAAGUGUCAAUGGAGUGAAGAGGAAGUAUGAGGAAUAA